UCGUGUCGUGCAAGUCAUGUAUUGCAUCUGCAUUCUGUGAUUCUGUGCUCCGAAAUUUCAUUACGGCCUAGUUAACGGGAUUACGAGAAUAUUUAUGUGGGGCUAGGGACAAAUAGGGAGUUACUAUAAUUAUUGAGUUUAUUAUGGCUGGGAAUAAUCAAUAUUUAUUUAUUUAUGAGAAUAAGGCAUUUUAUGUCAUCAAUAACCUGUAAUUCGCCACGAAACGAGUUUUGUAACCAUGAGACUGUGGCUAGUGACGCUGCAUAUCCUCAUGGUGGGUUCGAACCUUUGGGCAUCGGCCCACUUCCACGAGGACCUGGAGGAUAACGAAUUUGCGGAGUUUGAGGACUUUGAUGAGGACCAGAGCCACCAGAAAAAAAAGCCCCUGGAAUCUGUCAAACCCUCGUCGCCUCCAGUGCCCUCGGAGGAGCUGUUCGAGGAAGACGACGGUGUCGUGGAGGACGAUGUAGACUCUGAAUUCGAUCAUUUCCAGGACGAGGAGGAGUUCGAGGGUCUGGAGUCGAGCCAGAGAAGUGGCAAGAAUGAUGAGCCCACACCCCUAACCAUAACUAAAGUUCCCUACUUUCGUGCUAGAUGGGAUCACUUCUACCUAGAGAUCCUAAUGGUGACAGGACUCGUCGUCUACUUCAUCAAUUACCUCGCAGGAAGAUCUAAGAACCUGAGAUUCUGUGAGAAAUGGCUGCAGGACAACAAGAAAAUCCUUCGAGAGAAUUUCUCACUGGUGGGGGACACUGGGACAAACAUCGAGGACGAUAACGGCCUCGUAAAGGAAUCAGAGUCCCAGUAUGAGAUUUAUUGCUCUGGGAGGGUGGGCUGUGAGUCCAUGCUGAUAGAGCUGAAACUAAUUAAGAGACAGGACCUUGUCGCUGUUCUCUCUCAGAUUGUCAGGCCCCAAAGCGAUCAGGCGCACUUCAAGAUUGAACUUUCCAAGGACGAGAGCGAUAACUUCGUCUUGGCUCUCGCCACAAAAAAAACAGCCAUGCACCUCACCAAAGACAUCGCAGAUAUUGCCACUUACUGUCCUGAGAGAAGACCUGGCGACAAAUUUGGCUUGCCUCCUGGCUUUUUCGUUCUGUCGGAAAUCGCUGAGGCCACCAGUGCCAUCCUUGAUACCAGAGUACUCCAGGCUAUCAACAAAUAUCCACAGCUUGUUGACUACAUUCACAUUAGCGACCAGUUCAGUGGAGCUAAACAGCAGGAGGAAAGUGGACAGCUGUCAAUGCCCGACGUCAAAAGAGUUCUUCUCAUUGGACUGAAUAUCAGUAUCAAGGGCAAAGUACUUACCGGAGAGAAUCAGGAAAAGAUGAGGCAAUUGUUACAAUUGUCUUUUUAUCUAUUGGAUAAGUUGAGGAGAUUCAAACUUUCAAAGGAGGGCAAAGGAAAAUCCGAUAAAAAUCGGUUGCGCGUGGAAGAAGCAUUUUUAAAAUCCACUCAUGCAGCUCGUGCGGAGGCAGCAGCUCAGAAACGAGAGGAAAAAAGACGAGCUGAAAAGGAGAGAAUCCUCCAGGAGGAGGACCCUGAUAAACAGAGGAGGUGGGAGGAGAAGGAGCAAAAGAGAUUAGCUAAGAAGAGAGCACCUAGGAUGAAGCAACUCAAGGUCAAGGCUUUGUGAUCCAUAGAUAAAUAUCGUAACUACGUUUUUCAAUGGACACUAUUUUUUAAUUCAUUUUUUGAGAUCCUCGAGAAGCGGACUGAAGUCAUUCGUAUUUAAGCCAAUACACGAUUCAUUGGAUGCAAUCAGAAUGAUUGGGCGAAGUUUUCCUAGAUGAUUUUGUACGGAUAAAUAUCCAUUAAGAAUAUAUACAAAUGGAAUUAAGUUUUAAUGAAAUUGUCUUUGUUAAAAUAUAAAUCCAUUCCUUUUAA
Messenger RNA from Fopius arisanus, 1884 nucleotides. RefSeq names its product coiled-coil domain-containing protein 47. The record is from RefSeq and is a predicted model, not a curated record. The transcript has 4 exons. Gene Ontology annotation, cellular component: endoplasmic reticulum. Bases 239 to 1633 code for a protein of 464 amino acids. Gene Ontology annotation, molecular function: calcium ion binding. Gene Ontology annotation, biological process: endoplasmic reticulum calcium ion homeostasis. NCBI's taxonomy places the organism in Eukaryota, Metazoa, Arthropoda, Insecta, Hymenoptera, Braconidae.